CGGAUCUUUCCCUCUUCCCCCUACUCUCUCAAAGCACUUCAUUAAACCUAGCUAACCCUUCCAAAUCCCAGUCCCCCUCAGUGCCUCACAAUCGUUCGAGCCGAAGUAGCGCCGCACGCUCGCAGACGGCUACGGAGAAGCUCGCCAAUGGCACCGUAGCAGCUCGCCAAUGGCACCGUAGCAGCUCGCCGAUGGAAUUGGAGCAGCUCACUGACGCACCGGAGCAUCUCGCUGCUACUGCUACAGCAACUCGCCGACGCAGGUCUGUUCCCCACACCGCUGCCACAGUCCGAUUGUGACGCCAACUUCAUCUUCUCUACACUUAUCGUUAUCUUUUUAUCAAGGGUGCUCUCAUCAUAAAACCUCCGAAGAAAUCUCUGGCAUUCUUUAGGUUGGCACUUAUAGUACUAGAAUUGGUGUUUGGUGUUUUUAUCUUCUUUGUCUGUCUAAACCAGUUUAAGAUUGCCAGAGAAGAUAAAGUGUUGAAUUUUGAAGUUGUAAAUCACCUUGACGUUGAUAGAUCUCAAAUUCCCUAUUUACACUACCCAAAGCCAAAAACUUUCAGCAGGGAUGAAGGUGCCUGUAAUCCUGUUCGUUUCUUUGUCAUUUUGACAAAGGACUGGGAGUGGAUGGUUUGAGACAUUAUUGAAUAGUCACAAGAAUGUAAGUUGCAAUGGUGAAAUAUACUCCAUUAAAGAAAGGAGGGAUAAUUUUCUUCAAUUGUGGAGACUCUUGAUAGAGUUUACAAUCAAGACUGGUUCACUACUGCAUUAAAGAAUCAAUGUUCAGUUGUCUUGAAAUGGAUGCUUAAUCAGGUAUGGAUACGAAUGCUAUGGAAAUUGCACAACUUCUCUUAUGUUUAGAGUAUUUGAAAGAAGAAGAUGAAUUUUUAGAUAUGAUUACUUGUGUAGCAAGCUGCAUGGGUUCUUAUUUUGUGAAGCAUCUCUACAAAGAACCUUGCAUGAGUUCUUAUUUAACAGGAGAGAAGUGGAUGGAUGAGUUAUUGACUGGUCAUGAUAAGAGGUGUUUUAACGCCUUUAGAAUGCACCAAAAAACAUUUCGUGAAUUAUGCUUUGAUUUAGAAAAUAGAUAUGGUUUGAGAUCAUCAUAUAAGAUGUCUGUUUUGGAAAAGGUUGGUCUAUUUAUGUACUCAGUAAGGGAGCUUCUAAUAGAGAUGCUCAAGAGCGUUUUCAACAUUCUGGUGAAACAGUCAGUAGAAUUUUUAAGAAAGUUUUGAAUGCAAUGGAUGGAUUUUCAAGGGAUUUACUUGUACCUAAAGAUCCAGAUUUCAAGGACAUUCCACUAGAUUUCAAGGACAUUCCACUACAAAUUGCUACUGAUGAUAGAUAUAUGCCUCAUUUUGAGAAUUGCAUCGGAGCUAUUGAUGGUACACAUAUUGCAAUAACAGUUCCCGAAGAGGACCAAUUGCGUUACAGGGGGAGGAAAGGGAUUCCAACUACAAAUGUGUUAGUGGUGUGUGACUUUGAUCUGCUAUUCACUUAUGUUUUAACAGAUUGGGAGGGAUCAGCCCACGACUCUCGCAUUUUUCUAGACGCAAUCAAUAACCCAACUCUCAAUUUUCCGAAACCACCUAGAGGCAAAUAUUACUUGGUUGACAAAGGUUAUCCAGAAAGAGAUGGAUAUUUGACUCCUUACCCCAAGAUAAGGUACCAUCAAUCUGAAUUUGGUGGUGCACAUCCUAGAGGAGCUCAAGAGGUAUUUAAUAGACCACAUUCAUCCUUAAGAAGUUGUAUUGAAAGAGCCUUUGGUGUUCUUAAGGCUCGAUGGAAGAUAUUGCAAAAAAUGCCAAGAUACUCAUUAAUGGAUCAAAAUAAGAUAAUUUGUUCGUGCUUCGCAUUGCAUAACUACAUUAGAAGGAGCUCAAUUGGCGACCCGGGUUUUAGAUUUCUUGAUGAGGAUCCUGAAUUCAUACCUCCGGAUGUAUUUGAAGAUGUUGAAAGAAACGCUACACAAAAUGACAUGAAUAAUAGAACUCAAGAGAUGAGAGUUAUACGUAGUAGUAUCACAUCAAGUUUGAUGCAAGCUAAACGCACUCGCAAUUGAUUUUGUGGGUAUUUAUUUUAUUUUUAGUUAACAUAAGUACGUUAUGGUAUUUUUUGUGAGAUACACUUUGGCACUUGUUCAUGUUUAUUGGCAUGCAUGUUUUUUGGAAUGUAAAUUCACAUUAUUCAAAUUAAUACAGAAUGUUUAUUUUAUUUUAUUUUUAUUUUUCAUGAAGUUUUA
Molecule: messenger RNA, 2244 nt
Organism: Cuscuta epithymum
Lineage: Eukaryota; Viridiplantae; Streptophyta; Magnoliopsida; Solanales; Convolvulaceae
Source: the annotation of a GenBank genome assembly